Chiroxiphia lanceolata (lance-tailed manakin) is the source of this 3283-nucleotide messenger RNA. It is a transcript of the gene PTGES, whose product is annotated as prostaglandin E synthase. NCBI's taxonomy places the organism in Eukaryota, Metazoa, Chordata, Aves, Passeriformes, Pipridae. Gene Ontology annotation, molecular function: prostaglandin-E synthase activity. Gene Ontology annotation, biological process: prostaglandin biosynthetic process. Gene Ontology annotation, cellular component: membrane. The record is from RefSeq and is a predicted model, not a curated record. The transcript has 5 exons. The coding region runs from base 977 to 1417 and encodes 146 amino acids.
AAACACUGAGCAGCGUUGUGCAGUAUUCAAAAUACACGCUCAGGAUCUGACGUGAAAAAAGAACCAGUGCCCUGUGCUGCCAGCUGCCAAACUCACAGAAAGCACCGUUGUUACCUGUUUAAAGAAAAUCCACGCUGUCAGCUGCCAUGGAGCCUUGAGGUGGGCACAGCUUAGACCUUUGGCUUCUUAUUCCAAAGUCAUUUACCCAGUCGUGGUCCAAGCCGCAGGGUGGGCUGCCGGGGAGCUGACACCUGAGGAGCUGGGUUUCCUGGGCUUUCCAUCAGCCAUCUCUCCCUUAGUUCACCCAGAGGCUGCGGAGAAGCCAGAGGCCAGGAAUUGGCCGUGGAAUAUGCAGGAUUCCGUGUUGCCCGAGCUCUGUCCGAGCUCUCUUGGAGACAAUUCAAAUGAUAAUUUCACGGAGGUGGUUUAAUACCGGUGAAAAAUGCUGGGAAUUUUCCAGUCACCUGUUUUCUCGGUGCCCCCUGCAUCUGUCCGUGCUGAACGCUAGAUGGGGCGUCAGACACAGGGUUUGGUCCAGGAUUUACAGGGAAGAACAACUAUUUGCAGAGAAGUGAGUCACGUUUGAGAAAAACAGACGAGAGAGGAGGGUGGACUCACAUCUGCAGAGCUGACCACUUGUGUUGUGAAACGUGAUUUCUUGGGAUACACAACAAUCCCGCCACGUGGCUGAGCAGGGUUCACGGAGAGCAAUUUCAGCAGGGGACUGAGGACAGCCAGAGGAAGAUGGAGAGUUUGGAUAAAGAAACGAGGCUGUUUAGCUGAGAUCUGCAGAUUCUCGUCUGUCCAUCUGAAUUAAAGGUGCAAGCAGGCUGCCUUGCUCACCUCACAGGCUUCAGCAGGAACGCCCAGGGAGUCAAGAGCCUGUCAUCCUUCUCUUGCAGCUGUUCCUGCCCCCUCUCCCAAGAUCGCAACAGGAUCCGAGUGCUGAGGCGACCGAGCGGCACCUUCCCCCAAAAUGAUGGAAAACGAAGUGUUUCUGUCAUUUACGUUCUACAGCACAAUUUUGAUCUUAAAAAUGUAUGUCGUUGCCAUCAUUACGGGACAAGUGAGACUCAGAAAGAAGGCGUUUGCAAACCCGGAGGACGCGCUGCGCAACGGGGGGCUGCAGUUCUGCCGCGAGGACCCCGACGUGGAGAGGUGCCGCAGGGCCCACCGCAAUGACAUGGAGAACAUCUUUCCCUUCCUCUUCCUCGGAGCCAUCUACUCCAUGCUGAACCCCAGUCCUGCAGUGGCCAGGAUCCACUUCCUCAUCUUCUGCGUGGGGCGCGUCGUUCACACCAUCGCCUACCUGCUGCGGCUGAAGGCGCCCGCGCGCUCCGUGGCCUACAGCGUGGCACAGCUGCCCUGCUUCUCCAUGGCCCUGCAGAUCCUCCUCGCCACCACCCCGUACUGGUAACACCCGGAGAGACCGACCAUCCGAACCCCCUCAUCCUGCACUCCGAUGGUUCCCUGGCGGGACGGGGUGCUGUGUGUGUGAGUGUGAGUGUGAACGUGUGUGUGUGUGUAUGUGUGUGGGCACGUGGUAGGUUGCCAGGGAGGUUGCCUGCAGCCUUGAUAAACUCCCUGUGCUGUUGAAAUUCGGCAGGGAAGUCACCAGAGAGAAGGGACGUGUCUCCCUGUGGAGCAGGAAGGGAAUGCGGAGUCAGGUUUCUCUCACUCCUGCUGAGGGUAGGAGCAGGAAAGCACAUGAACUACCCCUCAAGGAGGGGGUUCGUUGAAGGAAAGGAGGUUUUCUGACUCAACUGCAUUCAGAACUGGGAAGGUGAAGAUGUGCCUUUUCCCCUUGGUCACAAAUGUCCCGUGAAUCAGGAAGGGAAAAUCGUGAGGGUCUCACAGAGUCUCUUGGUCAGCAGAGGUAGAAGAGGGGGUUAUAAAACAGCCACCCUCCUCUUGCCCAGCCAUGUGGGUCUGUGGGGACGGGGUUCCCUUAGGUUCCCCCUCCCACAAGGAGAACAGGAGGCAGGUGCUUGCCAGGCAGAGUAACGUGGAAGUCAAAACCUCCGGGGUGAUGUUGUGAAGACAUCAGAGUGUUCAGUGCUCCCAGAGCCACCUCAUCUCGUGCCAAGGGACACAGCUCCCUGCCAGGAGCCUCACUGCAGGCAGGAUCCUGCCUGUACCUCAGCCAGCCUUCAGCAGCUCCCUGCCAGCAGCACCCGUGGCUUUUCCAUCUCAGUCUCAUCUCAUCCCAGUAAGAUGCAGAGCUUCGUGCCUGGAGCAGCCAGCAGGAACCACGUACCCUGCGGAGAACAGGACACAAAUCUCUGGGACUUCUGGAAAGACUAAAAUGCUCACACAAAACAGGGAGUUUGCAGACAGAGCUUUCUCCUGAGGGUGAUAUCUAUGUCCACAUGCCACUAAUGCCUGACUAUGCUCUCAAGGGCAGCAGACUGACUUUAUCCCCCUCUGUUUGUAGCCUUUCUCUGGCUGCAGAAUGGCCGCUGCUAUUUGGGGAAUGUGCCGUGACCGCUUUGGGGGUAUUUUCUUUCAGUUGUUUCCUGCUGUCCAGUGCUGCCACACCGUGUGCAGCCUGGACCAGCUGGGGUUUGCAGAAAGCUCUGGAAGCGAGCAAAGUGGCUUUGAAGAGUGUAUCACUGCUCUGCAGUGACACCUGACAGUGUUGUGUUGGAGAGGAGAGACCGAGACCAGGGUGACAAACCCUCCUGAGCUCCUCUGUCCCCAGGUGCCAGGGACUGCAACAAUGGAGCAUCCCUGUGAAGGACAAGGCAGGAGGAAACCUCUGGUCUUCAGUGCCUCUCCCCCCUCUGAGGGCAACACAAAGCCUUACUAAGACCACAGGGGAAACCAGAAUGAGCAGAAAAUAAAGUCCCCUUCCACCUGCCCUACUCAUUAAGGCUGCUCCCUUAACUCUGCUGUCCUCAGAGAUGCUCUUGCUGAGGCCUCACAGAGCACUGGGGACACACCUGCUCAGACUGAUGCUCAGCCCUUGCACAGCUCAGGUAGCAGCUUCUGUCCUGGUAAUUCCUGACCCCAGCACAGAGGCCAAGCUGUGUGGUGAGGUUUGGAGUGGAAUGCUCUGCUCUCCCACCACAUUAGGAAGGUGGGCAGGUUCAGCAGUUUGCUCUUGUCCACCUCUCCCUCACAGCCUCAGCAGAUGUCUGGGUAACACAGACCCUGCUUAACAAGCCCUUUCUGCCUCACAUGGUGCACAAGGUCUCGAACCCCUGUACAUUUCCCUGCUGCUGCACAUGCAUCCUGGUGGCAGGAAGCAAAUAUUCCCAAUAAAAACAAAUCAUUGUGCUCA